Lactuca sativa (garden lettuce) is the source of this 677-nucleotide messenger RNA. RefSeq lists its product as uncharacterized. Gene Ontology annotation, molecular function: proton transmembrane transporter activity. Gene Ontology annotation, biological process: proton motive force-driven ATP synthesis. NCBI's taxonomy places the organism in Eukaryota, Viridiplantae, Streptophyta, Magnoliopsida, Asterales, Asteraceae. The record is from RefSeq and is a predicted model, not a curated record.
AGAAAAAGAAUCAUGGACCUUGUUGUCAUUUAUUAAAAAAGUAAGGGUGAAAUUUAUUGGUAUAUAACCCUCAUCCAUGGACGCUCAAAACCCUUUUCACCACACUCUCGACCAUCUCCGUAACAACACCAAAUUUAAGAACAAGAAGUUAUGGCAUCAAAGUUGAAUGUCUUACGUUCAAAGGUAGCUGAAGCCUCAAAGUUUUUGUCCAAGAAUGGAAACACCUACUACAAACACACACUAGAGCAAAACAAGAAAUACAUUCAAGAUCCACCAACUAUAGAAAAAUGUCAGCAAUUAUCAAAUCAGCUACUUUACACUCGUCUUGCCAGUAUUCCAAGUCGCUAUGAUGCAUUCUGGAAAGAGCUUGAGUAUGUGAAGCAACUGGUAAAGACAAGGCAUGAGCUUAAAACUGAAGAUAUGGGAAUUGCUGCUCUUUUUGGGUUGGAAUGUUUUGCUUGGUAUUGUGCUGGAGAGAUUGUGGGAAGAGGAUUUACUAUUACCGGUUACUAUGUUUAAAUCAAUUUCCUGUAAUCAAGGUUAGCUUUUUUGCCUAUGCUUUGCUUUUUCAUGAUAUAAUAAGAUAAUCUACUUAGAAAUACAAUUUUUCAUGUGUUAUGUGACAACUUAGGGGCCAUAAUCAUUGCCCAAAUAAAUUCAAAAGAUUCUUACUUUAA